This is a messenger RNA of Maudiozyma saulgeensis, 1512 nucleotides long. NCBI's taxonomy places the organism in Eukaryota, Fungi, Ascomycota, Saccharomycetes, Saccharomycetales, Saccharomycetaceae. The record is from the annotation of a GenBank genome assembly.
AUGUAUAGUCCAUGUAUCUUUGAACAACUACCUAUCUUUGGUCAACAAUUUGGCCAAAGUCAAAUUCCAUUUACUAUUAGACCACAAAGACAACAACAAGCUGUUGUUAAUCGUACUACUAACAAUAAAGAUGUUAGAUUUAGUACUGUUGCUACUGAAGAAGGUCUUUUAUUGACCAUAAAGAAACCAUUAAACAAUAAAAAUGCUUACAAAUUAGAAUUACAAAAACGUGUUCUUGACAUCAAGAACAAGUAUGCUCAGAAACCUAAAUACAGUAUUGUCACUGAUGUUUGGGGUAAUCAAUAUUAUGUCGAUGUGACUGCUAAGCUUCAAGAACAAAUGGUUGAAGAAAUUAAUAAAAUUGAUAUGAGUGUCAUCUCAAGAAAAUUAGCCAAGGAAUCCUUUAGUGAUUAUGAAUUAGAAUUGAGUCACGACGGUUAUGUAUUAAAUAUUACCAGUAAGAAGGAUUCGAUUGAGAAGAAUUUAACAUUUGGUAGUGUUUCACAAGGUUUAUUUGUAAAGACAUGUACUUUAGAAGAUGAAUCGUUUGCUGUGUUAAAGAUAACAAUUGUUCUUGAUAAUAAAUCACCUGUUGUUAAUACCUCUUCACUUGUUGCUACUAAAAAUGAUGAAGACGGUUUAGAUAAAUUGAUUAAUUGGGCACGUGAGUCUGCUUUAAAGGAGAAUAAAACUAAUCAACAAAAGAAAUAUGAUCAACUUGUUGGUUGUUCUUCAAUAAAUGAUUGUAAGAAGAUUCAAAAGAAGAAGGAUCAAGAAGAACGUAAUAAGAAAGAACAACAGGAGAAGGCAAGAAGAAUUGAAAUUAAAAAACAAAAAAAAUUAGAACAGCUAAAAUUAAGAAAAGAACAUGAAUUGGCUGUACAAAAGGAAAGAGAAGUAUAUGAGACUAAAUUGGUUGAAGAACAAAGAAAGAACGUUCAAGAAAUGAUUAGACAACAAGUAAUGGCUGAAAAGCAAAAAGCUGAACAAGAGUCAAGAAGACAACAUGAAGCUGCCGUUGCCGCUGAACAAGAAGCAAGAAAGCAACGUGCAGCUGCUGCUGUCGCUGAACAAGAAGCAAGAAAGCAACGUGCAGCAGCCGUUGAAAGACAAAGGUUAGAGACAGUUGCAGAAGAAUUAGCCAAAAAACAAAAAAUAGCUGAAUUAAAUAAGCAAAAAGCCAUUGAAGAAUCAGAGCGUUUAAAGAGAGAACAAACUUUACUUAAACAACAACAAUACCAAAGACAACUUGUUGAAGAAGAACGUCAAUUGAAAGCUGCUCAACUCUUAGCUGCAUCACAAGCUACACCAGUUAUUCCAUAUACAGAUAAUGAAAGUGAUGAUGAUAUGGAUGUAGAUAGUGAAAGUGAUAAUGAUUCGACUACACUAAGAAAGCAUUCUUCACCAUUAUUAGAAGAAGUAAAUGAUGAAGAAGUUGAUAGAUAUAAUGAUUCUGUUAGUCAACGUAAACCAUCAAAUAGUGGUUAUGAACCGAUCAUUGAAGAUAUGUAA